Homarus americanus (American lobster) is the source of this 2697-nucleotide messenger RNA. Its product is annotated as zinc finger protein 574-like. The record is from RefSeq and is a predicted model, not a curated record. The transcript has 3 exons. Bases 1 to 1485 code for a protein of 494 amino acids. Lineage: Eukaryota; Metazoa; Arthropoda; Malacostraca; Decapoda; Nephropidae. Gene Ontology annotation, cellular component: nucleus.
AUGACUGUGGGCGUGAUGGUAGGCGGCCAUGGGCGUGAAUGGGCCGCUUGUGUUGCCCCGACUACCGCCCACUCCGAGUCGAACACCGCCCCUGAUCACUCCUGCACCCAAGCCUCCGUCCUGGCCCCGCCCGUCCUUACGCCCACAUCCCCGCUGAUGGUGAUGGCCGACGUUCAUGCAGAAGCUGCCACUCUAACCUAUGCUCAUGAGCACCAGCAGCGGGAGGCUGGCCGGACAGCGCUGAGGGUGACGCUGACGAGGGUGGUGAAAGAGGGGGAGACGCCUCCCUUGUGGUUCUCGUCAGAGGUAGCCGCCCAGCUGGGUCUCCCCUUUUUGAACUUCUCCCACAUAAGAAACGGAGUGUAUGUGUGUCCACACUGCGACCGUCAGUUCACGGCGCCCAACCCCCUCAAGCUCCACCUGGCGGCCCGCUGCGACACCCUGGCGUCGCACUUGCUGUGGGAACGGCUCUAUUGUUCUCCCGCCCGCGUCACGCCCAAGCCUUGGUUCACGCCUCUGCUAUCCCGCCUUUCUGACAAGACUUCAGUGUCUCAAAAGCCGCCGUUGCCACCUUCCCGAGCCACUAACAAUUCCCCGGGGACGUCACCAAGCGUGUCAGGAGGGCGUAGGUCACCUGUGGGACAUAAACCAGUGUCACCUGAUUCCACCAGUUGUCAUGUUAACACCUCCAGACCCACCUCACCCAGGUCCUCCCUCGUGGGGCAGGAACCCCGCUCCGCUUUCCGACGGGUGAGUAGCAACGUCGGGGGACGUCCAGAGGGACCUGUCCCUAGACUCCAAAUUUUUCCAAGACCCCCAACAUUACUGCCCCCAGGUCCCUCUCGUGGUUACUUUAGGGCAUCUACGGUACACCCGCUCAUCAUGGGCGGUCCACAACCCACAAAUGGCUCAAAUUUAUUAUUGAACCCACGAUUACUGUUGGGAACACUAAUACCUAGUCACUCUCGCUCCCAAAGUGCCAGUGCCACCCAGCCCCUGAUGCCAGUCAUGCCACUGGCUGGGGCUACUCGCCCUCUCCUGGACGCGAGUCCUGCCGGGGGUACAGUGGACCCUUGUGCUGAAAUGGAGACGCUGGUAUCAAAUCUGGGUCGUAGCCGACGCGGUCAUCUUUGCCUUUACUGCGGUAAAGUGUACUCCCGGAAAUACGGCCUCAAGAUCCACAUCCGCACCCACACAGGCUACAAGCCCCUUAAGUGUAAAGUUUGCCUGCGACCCUUCGGCGACCCCAGCAACCUGAAUAAACAUGUACGACUACACGCGGAGGGUGAAACGCCCUACCGGUGCGACCAUUGCGGGAAAGUGCUGGUGCGACGCAGGGAUCUCGACCGACACGUCCGUUCACGUCAUCCCGAGGCCCUGCCAUCCUCCGCUAACCCUCUCACGGAUACUGAUGAUGAGGACGACAUUCUGGAGGUGGAGAACGAUGACUUCUCGGUACAAGCUGAUGUCCUCGAUGAAGCUUAGUCUACCCGGGUCUGUAGAAGCUGCUUACUGACUUUAGGGUAUAGUUUAAUUGAUCAGAUCACGCUCAGCUGUAUUCAGCGAUGAACCACAACAUUCCCUUCCAUAGAAGUACAAAUCGCCUGGUCAUGUUCAUUCCUGUAGUGUAGAGGAUGUUCCACACAUUUGAAGACAAGCGCCAAAUUUUAUAUAAAAAACUAAAACUUCUGAGAUUGAUUCUUCGGAUACUUUUUAUAACCAGUAACAGUACCGGUAGUUCUAGUCAUGCUAAAAGAUAAUUAGGUAAGGUAAUUUAUCGUCCAGUGAAAUUAAUUAUAUUAAUUACUCUUCAGUAAUAAUUUUGAGUUGCGCUCUAAAGUGCUUUACUAGUCUUAAUUACUUUAUUAAUAUUGUAUUCUUGUAUUAUUAUUACCGAGGUAAAUUAUUACUAGGUUGUGCCAACAGCACCUCACUUCCCUCCUAGUGGCAGCCAGCUGAACCAUGAUCAGUUAGUUCCCUUCACUUGUGUGUCCACGUGGUGAUGUGUCACUGAAUUGACCUAAUAACGUGCCUUGUCAUGUGAUCUCUGACCUAUAUAUGUGCCAUGUCACCGGACUGACCUCAAUACAUAUCCUGUGUCAUCAUGAUCGAGUCCGUGACCUUGUUGAGUGAAGGUAACGACCUCAGUUCCUGUAUACAGUAGUUAAGUGAAUUGUGUGUACUGCUAGUGGGCCUUGUGACCUGACAAUGCUCCUUCAUGUGAACUUAUAAGUAUUCAUUCCUGGAAAUAUUACUGGCGAACAUUUUGACCAGCAAUAUUAGUUUUUUGAACACAACCUGUAUGAGGGUUAUGGCAGUUAAUCGUCCUUGUUGUGCAGGUAAACCGUAUAUGUACAGUAUAUAUUAACGUCAGUAGUAUAGAUGUGUACACUCAAGUGCCAACCUCCUGUGAUAUACCAUUUAUAUCCCGAUAAUAGUUUGUAUUUCUUUAUCAAAUACUUCAUAUGAACAUUCUAUAUUUUGUAAUAUGUAAUAAUAUUUUAUUAAGACACCGUAGGACAUAUAUAUUAUUUAAGGAUAUUAAAUAUUCAUGUAUUUCCCUGUUUUAUUGACAAGAAAAACACACAACUAGACUAGAUGAUUUAUUAAGCAACGUGAGACAAACUUGUUAUACCGCCACCUAGGGUUUAAAACAACACAAAAUGGAAAAUGAUUACUCUCAUUCAUAUCUCGAUA